This is a messenger RNA of Mycena indigotica, 8190 nucleotides long. RefSeq lists its product as uncharacterized. Lineage: Eukaryota; Fungi; Basidiomycota; Agaricomycetes; Agaricales; Mycenaceae. Bases 1 to 8190 code for a protein of 2729 amino acids. The transcript has 20 exons. The record is from RefSeq and is a predicted model, not a curated record.
AUGCGAGUCCCCACCGUCGACCCCAUCUUGCUCAUCUUCAAUGCGUUUCUUCCCGAUGAUGUGUGGUGGACAACCUUCUCUCUAUGGCUCGUGCGACUUGUAGCGUUGUCACUCCUCCUCCGAACUUAUAUCGUCCCAUGGACCAUUGGACGAGUUUCAAAGCACCUGAGAGUGCGAAGCAUCAGCCUGCGCUCUAUACGGGGAAUAUAUGCCAAGUUUGGAGGGUUGACAUUAUGGGUGGAAAGGAUUACAUGGUCUUGGGCGCCGACAGACGCUUCCCGCCGCCUCACUUUCGCUGUACAUGGGGCGCGGCUUCAGCUCGGCGAUAAGCCUGUAACUCAGGCUCACAGCGCCCACACAAAAUCUCAACUAACCCCCUCCUCCAUCGCCAAUCCCUUUUGGACACUAUUCUCCGCAUUCUACUCUUUCGCGGACCCAUUCGUCCGACCGUUAAUCCGCUCGUACUUCGCUGCCUGUCUUCGUCUGGUCAUUGGAUGGGUUCCGCGUUUGAGUCAAGCGCUGGCGCUGGAUCUACAUUCUCCAACACUAACAUUUGCCGACCUUCCCGGAGCGAAGAUUGUUACAACUACAAUCUCACUACGGACAGUUCUCGCAUUCUCUCAGACCGAGAGAGUCGUCGUUCCUCGUUCCCCACGGUCACGAACUUCAACUCAGGCUCGGUCUGUGGCUGCAUGGCGGCGCCGCUUUUACGAAGAGCUUACAUCGGAGAUUAUUGGGUCCAUGGAUGAGAACGACUUCUUCAAACUACCCGGGGCCAUUAAUUUCGAUGCGUCUUUGGGAUUCCGUCCCAGGAGCGGCACCAUUGACCCACAUAGCGUCAAUAUUUCACUGAGCCUUCCCGAUGCGCAUGUCAAUGUUGCGGCUCUGAUCACUUUGUUGAGCUCUAUCAAGCGGGCUUCACCUACUGUUGUUGAACCCGACGUGCAAAUUGUCGACGUCCCGCCCUCUUUCGAUCCUCCGCGUAUGGCCAUCCUUUCUCCCAGGACCUCGUUCUUCUCUCCAAUAUCGCCAACUUCCCCUCGGUCACCCUUCUUCGGAGCCUUCUCUGUUACAACGAAAACACGACGUGCAAUUCCUCCCUCCAUCAAGUUGAAGGAAUCUGUGGACAAGUCUAAACUGGUUUUUCUGGACAGUGUCAGUUUCCAAAUGUCGAGGCUAACUGCUACAUUCGGCGAUAAUCUUCAUGGGGAAGAGACGUACAAGGCAUGCGUGCAAGAUAUAAAUGUUGGUGCCAAGAUCAGCGACCCAGAGCACACGCCUCUUCAUCGCCGACUACUUGGUCACGGAGCAAAGACGAAAUUCAUUGAUGCUGAAGGCUACAUCUGUUCUUUCUCAACGGGUGAAAUCAAACUCGACCGCAAGACCUCCGUCAGCCAACUUCGUUUGUUGAUAAUCGAAUCCACCAAUAUCCAAGCAUUUGGCAGCCAGUGGCCGACUCCAUGGUUACACACCUCACCUUUCAUGACGGAGGACCCCAAUGCAUCGCUACUUGCUGUUCAUGCGCAUGUUGGUACCAUCGACAUGACUGAGCGUCUUGAUCGGCUGACUGCAUUAUUCGCCGACCACAAAUCACCUCCAGCGGCAGCAGUAGUGGAUGAUUCUCCUCCGGCUCCAGCUUUCGAAGGAACCGGUAUUGCUCUGCCUCGAAUUUCGUUUGAAGUGGAAUGUGAUCCGAUCUCCGUUCGGCUGAUCGUCGGAACAACAGCCGCUGAUCCGGCUGCACUGGCCUUCAACACUGACGGUUUCAUUGUGUCCGCGUCUACCCAUUACUCACAUCAUUAUCCGCGCUCGAAUUCUGCAGCAGCCUUGCCACUUUCAGAUUCACUACCUUUACAACUUCAUGGGACGCUGCAUGUUGUGCUUCGGCCUCUCUUCCUUCGAGUGUGUUCGACUCGAGGGAAUUUUGUGGACACUUCUUCCGAUGAUCCCGUCCUUCUUUCCAUGGAGGCACUUGAACUCUCCGGUUCUGGCACUGCAGAAGCGUUGAUCCACGAAGAUGGCCCCCCAACAGUGGACACGCAUUCGAAGAUUGUUUCUCUUCAUUGCACCACAGAUGCUCUGUGCGUCGAACUCUGGCAUCCUUUAGUCAUCAACACCCUGACUGGCAUCCUCUCCUCUCUACCUCCCAAGGCGCAACGGACCAAGGCAUCCACAUCUUCAACUUCGAUCCUCAAUAAACUCCCCAACGGCAUUUCCGCAACAUUCUCCCUUGCGCGAUGUGUCUUCAUGGUGACAGCCCCAGACAUCAAUCCUGAUGAUACCAUGGAUUUGUGUCGUGGCUUUGCUGCUCGUGCUACCGGCUUCUCGAUCCAGUACUGCUCCCUUCGCUCAAAUCCUGAUCGACAGGCGGAUUGGCGAUCAGCGACUCGGCAAAAGCUCUAUCUUCCUCAAGAGGCUCUGUUACCUGCCGUUCUCAACGCCUUACGCACCAACAGUACGGCUGUUUUCGUCUCUGUCUCUGUUCCAGACCUUGCUCUCCGCAGUGCGGUUUCGACACAAUAUGACGCUGAUGACCCCCUUCUUGCCGAGCGUGACGACCCGAAUCUCAAGGGACAGGAAUUUUUGGGUCUCAAAGGAUUCCAGCUCCAAAUAUCGCUGUCGAGUGGUACUUUCUGGCCAACUGUCAGUCUUACAGACAGUUGUGAUGUCGCCAUUGUCAUUCCGUAUUUGCGGGGAACUCUCCAACUUUCCCAUAUAUACAGUGUUCUAUUAGGCGUCUCAACACUCAAGCAACUAGCCCAGGCCCGCCCUAAUGUUUCCGCUGUACCGAGAGUAUCUGACUCAGCUGCUGUGCCCGGCCGUCCUCUGGUCUUGAAGACUACAGUGACCGUUCGGACUGUCCAAAUAAUGUGCAACUUGCUCAAGCAACAUGCUGUCCUUAGACUGGAUGCGAUCAAAUUGAUUGCCGCACCGGGAGCAUCAUUGAUCGCAACUUGGGAUCGAGCGAUUGCAUGGGUUCAAGUCUAUGCGCCAACAAGCGGUUUCGCGUCGGGAUAUACUCAUGAUCGCUGGGAAGAGUUUGCUUCUCUCCAGAAAUGGAAGAUUACGUUGCACACCGAUUCAAUUGAAGUUGAAGCAGACAAUGCUAAACUUCGCAUUCCCCAUGGCUUCAUCUUAUCUGAUCUUAUCUUCGACAUCAGCGUUAUUGUAAAGGCUGCUCGUCAUCUUUCUCGAAUAUGCUUCCUUGGAAGGUACUACGCAAUACCGACACCAGAGGCGGAAGGCCCCAAGAAAGUACCGAAAAUAAUGGUCAACAUUCGGUCCCUGAUUGCAGAGGCUGCAGAUGACCCCUUUGAAACUCGUCUCGGAGCCAUAUUUCGCACGGGCCUGGAAGCUGCAAGGACCCGCAAAGAUCGUGAACAGGCAUUUGCGGCCAAAGUCCAGAGUAUUCGAUUGGAAGAGAACUCCAAUGGUGACCGUCCACACGAGAAUCUGGACUACAACUUUGACGCGGUCCAUUCCAUAUCCAUCGACGAGGCCCGUGAACGGCUCAACGAGGUCCAUUCUGUUGACUGGGCUAUGCGUCUUAAUAUGGCAAAGCAUCGGCGAGCCAAAGAUGAAGAGUCUGUUACGCGGAAACAUUUCGGCUCCCUUCCAGUGAGAGUUGAUCGCGCGGUUCCCAAUUUGAUUUCGGUCGAGCCCGUCUCUCAGACCCCACCUCUUAUACGACUUGCUUUGACCAACAUAGCCCUCAAUGUCUCUCCUCCUUCCUUCCCCAUCGAUGGUCUCCCUCUGUUUCUCCACAAACAAGGCGGAGGUCUCCCACUUGACACCCAAUAUUCGCUGCUUGUUCCAAUGCACCUGAAUUUUGGACUGGCCUCCUUACGCGUCACAUUACGGGACUACCCACUGCCCCUCGUCUAUAUUCCUCCUCAUGAGGAUAAAACCCUUUUCGCUCUUGAUUUUGACAGCGAUUUGGUUAUUGCAGAGGAAAUGGGUACUGACCUUUCCGUUGACUGGGUCCACUGCUCGGUGGUUGGCUCCGAUUACGGGCUUCCUGGUGCUGCGCCGUUCUCUCUUUCGGUGCCCAAGACGAUCAUGCCGGUCAAGUCAUAUGCGAGUCCAGUCAUCGAUGUGACAACAACGGCUCCUACCAUUUUUACCUGGGGUGUGAGUUACCAACCGGCGACUCAAGAUCUCAUGCGAGUGGUGGAAACGUUGUCGAGUGCGCCUCGUGAUGCCUCGCCGGCGAUAGGUUUCUGGGACAAGAUGCGGCUUAUCUUCCAUUGGAACAUUCAGGCAGAUUUUACAGGAGAGGUGCGGUAUCAAAUGAAAGGCCUGCGUGACCCUCAUAUCAUCCACGAUGCCGGGGCGGGUUUCGCUCUUGUGUGGCAAGGAAAACCUAGGCUAUUGAUAGCACAGGAGAACAUUCACAAGGAGCUCAUCCAGGUGUUCAGCGAGUCCAUGAUCAUUGCGAUUCCCGAUUUCUCUUAUCUUCUACCCAAAACCAAACGCAAGCGUCGUCGUGAGGGAGAAAAAGUCCGCCCUUUUACCAAGAUAUGCGCCAAACUCGGAUCCGGUGUUUGUUUUGGAGUUGGCUUUGUGAUGGAAAGAGCCUGUGGCCCAGAAUGCGACACGUGUAGGGGCGCGGCGUUCUAUCGUAAAUGCCGUUUCUACGACUUCCGGCCGCACUAUGAUGUCAAGCUACAGAAGAAAUCGGGCGUGCCUGAGGUCAAGACCGCUAACGACACUUAUAAUGGUUUCCGGUCCGACUUCAUUCACCUCUCAACUUCAUUGUCCUGCGCACUCAAUGCGAAGUCUGGGGCAGACACGAACUCGAGCAACUUCCACUUGACUCCUCAAGUGUUUUCACAUUUUUGGUCGUGGUGGAAGCUUUUUGACAGUGUGCUCUCUCUGCCAAUUCGACAAGGUAGCGCGUGGCCUGCUCGACACAUAUCUCCCAAGUUUAGUCGUCAUUUGGCGACCCUCAAGUAUCGAAUAUCUAUCAAGCAUCUCUAUGUCAUGCAUGCCUAUCUCGACGAUUCCAGAGAAACAUGGGCGGAUGGCGUCACGCCUUGGAUCGGGGUUAAAGGAUUUAUUGACGAGUUCAGAGUCGAUAUGCACCAGCGAGAAGAGGAAGCACUUAUGCCUGGUGCCCGACCGGACACCAUGAAACUUGUGCGUCGAAAGCCGUUCUAUGCGGUUGAGCUUGUAAUCAACGGACUCGACCUCCGCGCAAUGCUUGCGACCUUUGAUGAUCCCAUCAAAGUCAGCGUUGGCGUCAGUGCAUCUCCGCAGCGAAGCAAUUAUCGCACUCGUACCGAUCUUCCUCGUGUCCCCCAUGAUUCGAUCUGGUAUGACCCGGACGAUUUUAUCGAGCUUGAUUGGACUCCGCAAUCGCCACCUUUGCUGCAUCUUUUGCAAGUUGUGACCUGUCCGCGCUUUACAUACUUCCGCAGGGCGGAUGCUGCGCAGGAUCAAGAGGAAAGCAGCAAAUUCGGAAUGGAGUCAACUCACACUUGCUUUAUUGGGAAGCAGCCUUCUGUUUUGGAAGUGCAGAUCGAUCUAGCAAAGGACCGCGUUAAUGAACUCCGGGGUUUGUCAAAGAAAGCAGAUGAAAAUGAUCCGGACAUCGCGACGACCAAGAAAAUGGAAAAAUUGCUGCUGGAUUACAUCGCUUUGCUUGAACAAACUCGAGCCGGGGCUCGCACCAACGGCGAAUCUGGAGACCACAGCUACCAUAUUCCAGCAGACACAGUUUCCGAGGCUGAAUGGGCCGAGUUUGACAAUGUCUAUCAAAUCCAAUGCCCCAAGAUAUUUUUAGAUAGUGCUAUUCGUGAUAUAAUGAUGCAAUAUUACUACUGCUCUCAAACACGCCGCGGCAUAGAGUACCAUAUGGCAACACGUGCGGUCAAGUUCAUUAGGGAUCAGGCAGAACAAGUUAGUGGCAUUGCCGGCUUGGACAAGCAUCAUUCCCUCGGUGCUGCUCAGGCUGCAGCCCAUGCCCUCAAGAAAAUCUUGACUGGCCACGAACGACCGUCUUUCGAAGAUGAAGGGUCUCCAUUAGAUCCUUCCAUCGGUCUGAACCCACUAGAUGGUUGGAUGGAGGGUGUUUCCUUGGUGAAGGGCCAUUGUUGCUUGCUACUCAAGCCACAAAUUGUGCUUCGCGAUGACUGGUCGUCUCAAAGGAGUUGUGUUGUUGCUGCUGUUCAAGCCAAACUCCAGUCGUAUGCCAUUAUGGACAACGGCAAUGUCGACGACCCGAUCAGCGGUAAAGUCAUGUCAAGAACAUUCACCACUCUUUCUGGGCUGCAGACCUUUUCUCCGGUUUCCGCAGACUACAGCGGAGAUGGCUGUGUCCCGCUUGAAGUGCUGAUUGACUUCCGCUGCGAAACUCAAGACUUUGAACGACUCGUACCGCAGACGGAUGCCACAUUCCACUACGACAAGUUCAACCGGCUACGACUGAGGAACAAUGUCACCUCUGUUGUUAGAUCCCAUCCAGGCAAGGCCCGUCUCGGUAACCACGACCAUCUCCACGACCAAACGGAUCUUAUCCAGGUCAACAUCCCUCGCUUCACAGUCACUGCUAUCGACCAACACUUCCAAAUCAUCUCUAAUAUUGUGGCCAAACUGCUCCUAUUUUCCGACGCCGCUCACAAAACUCGCAUGAAUACUCUAGAAACCUUGCUAUUUACUUAUGAUUUCAACGACCUCGCCUCUGUUGCAGACGUCGUUACUGACCUUCAAACUAAUUUCCGCGACGCUAUUGAUACUGAACUCAUGGCUGAUGUCGCUCAUCUAACCCCCGAAGCCGCCCAACUAGAGAUGCUCAAGCUCAAAGCUCACAAGAUGCUUCUUUCAGAGGAACUAGGCGGAUUAUUUGAGUGUAUUGCGCUCGCCCAGGACCAAAGGGACCACCAGAAUGACCCUAAAUCAGCACUACUUCUGCACACAUCAUCAUCCGAGAUUUCAUGGCGGAUGCUGGACGAACACAGAGAGCUACUGGCCAAGCUCGUUGUGCAAAACAUCGACUUCUUCUGGUUGAAACGACAGGACAGCUCAACAGUCAACAAUCUGACUGUCGGAAACCUUCAAGCUUUUGACGGCUCUCGGGACGCCCAAUGGGCCGAGAUUCUGAGCAAGCAUGAUGAGCCUCCAAAUCAUCCUUUACUCAAGCGUGGACUGUUUGUGCUCGCCAAUUGGUCUGUGUUGGCGCCUGUUGGUGGAAUCACCAUCUACGAAGCGUUCGAACUUAAUUUCCAUCCGAUGCGUCUUCAAGUUGACGCUAGAGUCGGGCGUCGGAUUAUGGAAUACGUUUGGCCUGGGCGGCGGGAUCGCAAACGGUUGAGCGAAGAAGAGACGCCUCCUACUGAGCAACCCUCGACUGAGGUUGUUUUAGCGCGCUCUUCACUAGACUCCCAAGUUGGGAAGAAAGCCACGUUAUCGGUGCCCGCGUUGGCACCUCCAAUGAGGCUUAGCUCUUCACGCUCCUUCACCGACCUACGCUCUGCGUCACUUUCGCCACCUUCAGCUCCACAAUUACAUCGCACAGCCUCAUCUGGAGAUUUGCACCAAGCAACUUUGCGACCUCCAGAACCAAUGAGGAGGAAAACUCGGUCAGACACCAGCCACAAGUCAGCACAGCUGACAAAGAAGGCUGGCGACGCCGCUGAAAUGAAGACGCGUUCUUCGCAGAAGAGUUUUGUGUUGGUCAAAAUAUCAAGUUUGAAUCUGUUGUUGAGUGUUAUGAAGGAGGAAUCGUUUGUGUGCCGAGACGCACAUAUUCGCACGCGAGACCUCGAGUUCCGCAAUCAAACGUGGAGUUUCGAAGAACUUGUUGGGCAGUUCAUUCCCUCAGAUAUGAGCUGGAGAGGAUGGGUUAAAAUGGCGUUCCACCAGCCUUUGGUGCCCGUGCUACCAGUUGCACGGGAGCUCAUAUCGAAGACCAAGUGGAUUGCGAGCCACAAAGAAGUUCAUGCCCCCAAAGCCUUACCGCCAGGCGAGGGUGGCGAGUUGAUUGAACGGCCGCAGUCUCCGCAUUUGCGUUGGGCGCGAAGGCGUAAAAAGAUGGAGACACCACCUCCACCGUCUAUACUACCCGGAACGUCCUUUACUGAUGAACCGACGGAGGAGGAAACCCCUUCACGGCCACCAAGUCGGAACCGCAAGUUUACCAUCAAGUUUGGACGCAAUAAAGGACAGCCAGAGGUGCCUAGUCAGUCGUAG